Molecule: messenger RNA, 2349 nt
Organism: Purpureocillium takamizusanense
Lineage: Eukaryota; Fungi; Ascomycota; Sordariomycetes; Hypocreales; Ophiocordycipitaceae
Exons: 6
Coding region: 21-2141 (706 amino acids)
Biological process (GO): positive regulation of transcription from RNA polymerase II promoter by galactose; DNA-templated transcription
Cellular component (GO): nucleus
Molecular function (GO): zinc ion binding; DNA-binding transcription factor activity, RNA polymerase II-specific; RNA polymerase II cis-regulatory region sequence-specific DNA binding
Source: RefSeq, a predicted model, not a curated record
GAGUCCCAGACCAGUUGUUGAUGACCCCAGACUCAGAGUCUCCACCAAACAACCUCCCUCAUCACCAGCCCAAGAUGCAUCCGCGUCUCAAGGUGGUCAAGGCCUGCGAAAGCUGCCGACGUAGGAAGAUAAAAUGCGACGCGCGGCAACCCUCUUGUCGGCCGUGUCUUGAGAGAGACGGCCCUGCAUGCAGGUAUUCAACAGAAAGCACGCGCCGAGUAGGCCGGCCACCCAAGUCGACAAGAGCAGCACAUCACCCACAGCCUUCGUCAUCUGUCUCGUCUUCGAUGACUUACACCAAAGACGACAGUAAGACUUCCAGCCCUGCGUCAGGAACACCGGCGUCCGCUACGAGACGUGCAAAGGAUGAAGAUGCCAUCUCCAUCGACGCAGACGCCAUGACCGGCAUGGUCGGCGACCCAGCCAAAAGCGUCGAAUUCUUCGGACGAAGCAGCGCCGGGUCGUUCUUGCGACAGAUCAAUUCAGCCAUAGAUGCGCAGCUGGGACAGGGCCAGAUGGUAGCAUCCACGGAUCUCGAUGGUGUCAGUCCCAUGCGUGCCAACAACCAUGGCGCACGCCGGAUGAAGGACCCUCGUGACUUCGUUCUCCCUCAACGGCUCGUUGCAGAUGACCUCUUGCAGUGCUAUUACGACUACGUAUGGUCUAUCCUGCCUGUGCACGAUUGGGUGGCAUUCAAGGCAACGUAUCACCUGCUAUGGACGGGAUCACUACCGGCCGUGCCCGAAGCUACACUAUACUGCAUGGUGAAUAUGGCAUUCGCCCUCGGCAGCCAGUUCUCCGUCUCCAUCGAGCCCGACCAACGCCGCGAGGUUGGUCAAUCGUUUUGGGAGAGAGCGCGAAAGCUCUUCGGGCCCCAUACGCACGACAGCGCGUCUCUGGAGCGGGUUCAGUGCAUGCUGCUCAUGGGCCUCUACCUGCAAAGCACUUCCGACACGCACGAAUGCUGGAUGACAAUUGGUUCUGCGAUCAGAAUGGCCCAGAGCCUGGGGCUUCACUUGUCCAACGCCAUAAAGAAGGUUCCUGGAUCCCGUGAGGUCGAGAUUGCGCGUCGGGUAUGGCACGGGUGCGUGUACAUGGAUCGUGUCUUGUCAAUGACGUUUGGUAGGCCGAGCAUGAUUGCAAGCUGGCUUCCCGAGACGGUCCAGGUCCCAGUACCGUCAAUGAUUGACGAUGAAUAUCUCGAUAGUCGGGCUGAGUCCAGCGCCAUCCGGCCGGACGGGGAACCGUCAGUUGUUGCAUUCUUCGUCAAGACAAUCGAGCUAUACGACAUCAUUAAUGACAUAAUCCUGGAGCUGUACCAGAGCUCAACCGACAUGGCUAGCAAAGAAACGCACCACUUGGUCGCUGUUCUCCAGUUCGAUGACCGCCUACUCAAGUGGGAACAGUCUCUACCGGAACACCUGCAAUAUGCCCAUUGCAAGGGAGAGCAAGAUCUAAUAUUUGAGCGCCAGCGUAUUGUGUUGCGAGCACGGUACCUGCAAGCCCGCAUUGUCGUCCUGCGACCCAUAUUGGCAGACUAUUACCUCAAACUGAUCAACUUGAAAAACGUCCAGGCCGCCAGGGACACUGGUUUGUCUCAGCAUCUAAUCGUGAAGUCGGCAGAACUUUGCUUCGAGGCCGCUCACGAGAUGAUUGACGUGUUGUACGACCGUUUCGACCUGACCACUGUUACGGGGCCCGUGCCGGCUUGGUGGUUUGCUGUGUUAUUUGUUUACACUGCUGCAACUGUUCUCUUGGCAGAACGUCUUCGGCCCAUAGACCACAGGCCAGAGGCCUCCGGUGCCUGGCGUGGCGAUAGGUCAUGGCAUCGUGCAAUCGAGCUCCUGAAAGCAUACUCAAGAGUCGGCCAGUCCGCUGAGCGGUGCGUUGCAGCUCUCGGAAUCUUGUCGUCGAAGAUACCUUCUGCAUCACUGUACAACCACGGUAACGGCGACAACCUUCAAUCGCUGGUCGAUGUGCAGGUUGGAGGUAGGAGUGGAAGCUCAUCGGUGGAAAACGCGUUUGGGCAACAAAACGCCACGGACAAUGAGUUGAACUUCCAGUUCGACUUUAGCAACCUCGACUUCGACAUUGAUGACAUGUUCUGGCUCAACACUUCAGCAGCGGGCAUCAUCUUCUGAAAAGGGUGUUGGCUUCUUUGCGGCAUCGCUUUGUGUCUCACUGUUGGAGCUCGCGCGAUUCUGCGGUCGUGUAAAGGCGUGGAUGUCUGAGAGGAGAACGGAGACCCAAGGGGGGUCAAGGCGCAGCAUGCAGGCUGAGUUGUGGUGGGAGUGCAACAAUGCCUUGAUGAUAAAUUCCCCAAUUAAUGUCCUUUCUCGCCAUCGUGAA